Molecule: messenger RNA, 1585 nt
Organism: Cicer arietinum (chickpea)
Lineage: Eukaryota; Viridiplantae; Streptophyta; Magnoliopsida; Fabales; Fabaceae
Product: alpha-galactosidase-like
Biological process (GO): carbohydrate metabolic process
Cellular component (GO): plant-type cell wall
Molecular function (GO): hydrolase activity, hydrolyzing O-glycosyl compounds
Source: RefSeq, a predicted model, not a curated record
AAUCACCUAAUUCUCCUUAGGUUGGAAGUAGCUAGGUUAAUUAAUUAAUAUAUAGCAAUGGAUAAGGUAAUGGUUAUGUUUUGCAUGCUUAUUGCAUAUACAUGUGCUUGCUCAUUAGGGAGGAACAACAAAACCAUGUCCACUGCAGACAUGAGUUAUUUCACAGAAAAUGGACUUGGUCAGACACCCCCUAUGGGAUGGAAUAGUUGGAACCAUUUCGGCUGUGAUAUCAAUGAAACUUUAAUCCGAAGUACAGCUGAUGCAAUGGUCUCAACUGGCCUUGCUUCCUUAGGCUACAAAUAUAUUAAUUUAGAUGAUUGUUGGGCGGAACUUAAUCGAGACUCCCAGGGAAAUAUGGUUCCCAAGGCUUCAACAUUUCCUUCAGGAAUCAAGGCUCUAGCUUAUUAUGUUCACGGGAAAGGUUUGAAAUUGGGAGUCUAUUCAGAUGCAGGAAAUCUAACAUGUAGUAAACGUAUGCCUGGAUCACUAGGACAUGAAGUGCAAGAUGCCAAAACAUUUGCUUCUUGGGGUGUUGACUAUUUGAAGUAUGAUAACUGUGAAAAUAAUGGUAUUAGCCCCAGAUUAAGGUAUCCACCAAUGAGUGAAGCUUUGUUGAACAGUGGAAGGCCAAUCUUCUUCUCUAUGUGUGAAUGGGGACGGGAAGAUCCAGCAACAUGGGCCAAAAGUGUGGGAAAUAGUUGGAGAACAACAGGAGAUAUUAAAGAUAACUGGAAAAGCAUGACUUCCAUAGCAGAUGCAAAUGAUAAAUGGGCAUCUUAUGCUGGACCUGGAGGAUGGAAUGAUCCUGACAUGCUUGAAGUUGGAAAUGGAGGCAUGACUACAGAGGAAUAUCGUGCCCAUUUCAGCAUCUGGGCAUUAGCUAAGGCCCCUUUAUUAGUUGGUUGUGAUAUCCAAGCAAUGGAUAAUACCACAUCUGAAUUGAUAAGCAACUCUGAAGUUAUUGCAGUAAACCAAGAUACACUUGGAGUUCAAGGAAAGAAAGUGAAAAGCAACAGUGAUUUGGAGGUAUGGGCAGGACCUCUCAGUAAUAACAAAGUAGCAGUGAUCUUAUGGAAUAGAAGUUCAUCAAAUGCAACAGUGACUGCAUCCUGGUCUGACUUAGGCCUGGAAUCAGGAACUAUAGUUGAUGCUAGAGAUUUAUGGGAUCACUCAACACAAUCAUCGGUUUCAGGAGACAUCUCUGCUGAGUUAGCUUCACAUGCUUGUAAGAUGUAUGUUCUGACUCCCCAAAGCGGUUAGUUUCGAGUGCCAGAGAAGAAGAUAAACAGUAGUUGUCAGGUUUUGAUAAUUACUGUAUUGGCAAAGCAUUCACACAUUCACUGCUCCUAAACUAAAGGGGAGCGACAAAUGAAGGAACAGAAAAUUAUUUUUCAUCUAGAAAUGUAAGAAUAAAUAUACAAGUCGGUCACCAAAAAAAAAAGUACAAGUCAUGUGGUCAAUGAGGUAACACUGAACGUAAUGGGGUAAUUAAAGAAGUGACUGGUGUCCUGACCCCAAACAAAUUCUACUAUACUGAACGAAGAUAGAUGAUUUAUAUCUGACAUGAGAUUAUCUUACUGUCUAA